UUCCGGUCAUGUUUGAUCGUUAUCUGCAAGAACAUGCAAGAAUCCUGGGUAGUUCAAUGUUCGGACAAUCUACCAACACUGACCAAAACGCUAGGUAUUGUUUGUGCUACAGAAAUGAUCGUUGUUCUUUUUAGUUGAACUUUGAUUAUCAAUACAUGACACUGCAAAUUAUCACUGAAACAAUGGAACUUAAGUGCCUUAUGGAGCUGAUGUGCUUGACCUGGUAGUUAUAUACAGAAGUGGCGAAUUAAAGGGAUGUAACAUGACAAUGCAUUGAACAAACAAAUACCGUGAUUUCGAACAAGAUUCGGUAUUUGAUUCUGGAGGAAAACGAAUGUGAGAACACGUAAAAUACAGCCUUUAAUGUGGAAUGUUCUCGUACAUACAUAGAUAGUUAGCCUCGAGUGACCACUGAAACUAUGCGUUCCAAAUACCUAGUUAGCCUCGAGUGACCACUGACACUUUGCGUUCUAAAGCUGUUGCGGAGCUGAACUAACAAAACCCGGACGCUGAAGAGAAAGAUCACAUACCCAUGCGAUGGACGGCGAACCAGAAGGCGGCGAGGCGGGACUGUGGACGUUCAUUGUGGCAUGCGGGACCGCCACUGUCGGGAUGAUGACGUCACUGAGCUUCCUUGUGUUCCACAUAUACCACAGAAGAAACAAGAUUGUAAAGAUGACCAGUCCAGCCAUGAACAUCGUCACGAGCGUCGGUGCCAUGCUGCUCUGUUUCGUCUGCUUCCUGAACGGUCUGGACUUCCUGUUGCGCGCAAAUAUCCACGUGCUCUCUGCGCUCUGUCAGGUCCGACUCUGGUUGACGGUGCACGCUGUAACGCUCAUGUUUGGGCCGCUUGCCGCCAAGUCAUGGCGCGUCCACUGUAUCUUUAAGUACGGAUUUGCAAAGAAAGUGGUGAUCCGGGACGGACGGCUGUUCACAGGACUGCUUGGCCUCUUGGCCGUUGACGCUGUUCUUCUCGGUCUAUGGCAAGUUAUCGACCCUCUCUCACUACACCACACGUGGCUCUUUGAACGGACUUUAGAUGAAUCAACUGAAGCUGGCAGCGAUAACAUAACAACCCCAGCCAGCGUCACUGUCGUACGCGAGUGUAGCUGCAACAAUUACGCCGUCUGGCUUGCGCUGCACGCUGUCUGGAAGGUGGCGCUCCUAGCCGCCUGCCUCCACCUCGCAUGGCGGACUCGCGUCGUCUCAGUACCCUCCCUCAACGACGCAGGUUCCACGGUCACCGUCAUCUUUCUCACCGUGUUCGUAACGUUAUGUGCUGCCAUGGUUACCACGAGUCUCAGGCAACAUAGUGACGCAGUGAACAUCAUUACCACCAUCGCCAUAUCAGCGUGUGCAAUAUUUGUGCAAAUAAUUCAUUUUCUCCCGAAGGUUCGUUACUGGUGGAAGACCCCUAACGACGUCUCUUUGCGCGUGUCCUCCUCCUCGCUCCGGGAGCUGGCGAGCGCGGAGUUACCGCCGUUCCAAAUUGGCGACCUAAACGGAAACACCGUCUUGCCGCACGGGGACGGCAUCGUGGAGAUAGUGGAGGAAAAUAAGGCGCUAAAGGACUCACUUAUGGAGAAGGAGGGUUUGAUAUCAGCGCUGCAGUCUAACCUAGACCUGGCUAAAGAAUCUCUAUCGAAGCUGCCCUUGACAUUGGACAUCAGCGGGAAACACGACAGCGGCAUGGAAAAUGACGCUUCUUCCGGGGAACACGAGAACCCGGAAGGCGAGUAUGAUCUUUUGCGGACUCCCCGAUGUGAGGUGCCCCGGGACCGAAGCGGCCUGUAUCGUGUGGAGAACGCGUCGGAAAGCCGAGAUGAUUCCUUAGAAGAUGCCGCUUUACAGCAGACGGAUGUUAAAAUUGCUCGCUCGGCAAGUGUUCAGAGCAGCAAACGUAGUUUUGUGGCAGAGUUUACGGACAUAACGAAGUCAGUGGCUGCAAGACUCGAAACUGCUGCGUGCAUAAAUUCUGAUCUCAGGAACUCAAUUUCAGCUGAUAUGGAACGCCCAUAUAGUGAAACGGAAUGGAUAUAUGAAUCCAACACGGACAACGAUCAAAUGGCGGACUCCAUCGCCAAGUCGUACAACCUAGGCGACAAUCACGAACUGGUCUCGUACCUUAACACCCAUCUUCCACGUGAAAACAGCGUCUUCCAGAUCCGGAGGUCGCGCCGACACAGCUCAUCUUCCGCCAUGUCUUUUCAAUCAACGGGAAGUGGCUCCUGUCGGAGCCCCGACCUUGAUAGCGUCUCCGUUGACGUUCCGUCCCAAUCACGUGACUCCGCGUCCGCUACGCCCAACUCAGUUCAGCACGCGGACAUCCUUAGAUAUUACUCAUAUCGCCAUAUGAAUGACGGCUUCCAGAGAUUCAAAACGUACAGAAUCAACAGGGACUUCCGGCGCUCAGGAUACAGACGUAGACAAUCUGCUCCGGUUGCAAGGACACCAUCAAAUGUCUCCGUAGCACCUCCUGUACCACCUAGAAAAAAGCCGGUUGAUAUUUACGCCGUCCCAAAUGUUGUACAAAGACCGCCUAGGUUGUACAUGAACCCGAAGUGGCCAAAAGAUUCAUUUGUAUAAAAUGCGGAACUUUUCAUUUGUGAUAUUAAUAAGUCGUGUGUGUUGCCAUUAAAAUAACUUUAACAUUUCCACAUUUUGUUCUACAGGGGGAUCCACAUCAAGCGAAGCCACCCCUAAUGAAAUGCCUGCGAUAAUAGUGCACAUGAAUUAUUACUAGAAUGAUUUAACAAAGAUUUAGUUUGGUGUUGGUCUAAUUCGGAAAAUCAAAUAUGCGUUUGAAAAGAACCAUUUUGCCAAAGAAUGUACAUAAAACUUGUUGGCUCGAUAUCGCUUGACUCGAUAUCCUCGAUUGCUCGAUCUGAGUUAAAAGGACCGGUAUUUAUUUACUAUAUUUUCAUAUUAACUUCGAUCCGAUGGCUCGAUUUCUCGAGGGUCGAAUUUUCUAAUUAAUCCUGGUAGUAAUGCUAACGAUGCGAUGACAGUUGUAAUAUAUACAUUAUAAAACCUAUCAUGAGACUGAACACCAUGUCAUCGGCACAACACAGGGAAAUAUCUACAGUUAGUUUUGUUUGAAAGUGAAGUCAAAUAACAGAAAUAGGGACUUUUAAAAGUUCAUAGAUAGAAAAAUAAAAUGCCAUGAUAAAAUAACUGGAAAUAAAACAUAUCGUCGUAUUCGCACAUUGAGGUUAAUGAACGCUUAGAAUGGUUGUAACGGUAUCCACUGUGUAACACUAUUUUACAUAUAAAUGGAAAAGGAUCAAACCAUUGAAGCUUACAACAUGUAUUUAUUUCGUUAAACAUGAACACGCAAAUCAUAUUGUAUAUAAUUGUAGCUAUCCACAUUUUCGUAAAAACGUAUAUUGUAUUAAAAUAAUUUAUUAAAGCAACAUAUCAA
Mya arenaria is the source of this 3421-nucleotide messenger RNA. RefSeq lists its product as uncharacterized. Bases 538 to 2586 code for a protein of 682 amino acids. Gene Ontology annotation, molecular function: G protein-coupled GABA receptor activity. Lineage: Eukaryota; Metazoa; Mollusca; Bivalvia; Myida; Myidae. Gene Ontology annotation, biological process: G protein-coupled receptor signaling pathway; gamma-aminobutyric acid signaling pathway. The record is from RefSeq and is a predicted model, not a curated record. The transcript is spliced from 8 exons. Gene Ontology annotation, cellular component: G protein-coupled receptor heterodimeric complex; membrane.